Charadrius vociferus (killdeer) is the source of this 2145-nucleotide messenger RNA. RefSeq names its product F-box protein 42 (gene FBXO42). The coding region runs from base 1 to 2145 and encodes 714 amino acids. Gene Ontology annotation, molecular function: protein binding. NCBI's taxonomy places the organism in Eukaryota, Metazoa, Chordata, Aves, Charadriiformes, Charadriidae. The record is from RefSeq and is a predicted model, not a curated record. The transcript has 10 exons.
AUGGCCAGUUCCUCGGACAGUGAAGAUGACGGUUUCAUGGCCGUGGAUCCAGAAGACGCUGUGGUCGAAGGGACGAUGGAGCAAGACGAUGAGCCGCAUGCUGAGCUGGAGGUCGAGGAGACCAGGCAUAACAGAUCGAUGUUGGAGCUCCCAGAAGAGGUUUUGGAAUAUAUCCUCUCCUUCCUUUCGCCGUAUCAGGAGCACAAAACUGCUGCCCUUGUCUGCAAACAGUGGUAUCGACUAAUCAAAGGUGUGGCCCAUCAGUGUUAUCACGGCUUUAUCAAAGCGGUGCAAGAAGGCAACAUUCAGUGGGAGAGUCGCACUUACCCCUACCCUGGAACCCCCAUCACGCAACGCUUCUCGCACAGUGCGUGUUACUAUGACGCUAACCAGUCGAUGUACGUGUUCGGUGGCUGCACGCAGAGCAGCUGUAACGCUGCCUUCAACGACCUCUGGAGACUCGACCUGAACAGCAAGGAAUGGAUCCGGCCCCUGGCAUCAGGUUCGUACCCCUCGCCCAAGGCUGGCGCCACGCUGGUGGUCUACAAGGACUUGCUUGUGCUCUUCGGUGGGUGGACGCGGCCGAGCCCUUACCCUCUGCACCAGCCAGAGAGGUUCUUCGAUGAAAUCCAUACAUACUCACCCUCCAAAAACUGGUGGAACUGCAUCGUGACCACCCAUGGCCCCCCUCCCAUGGCAGGACACUCCUCCUGUGUCAUCGAAGACAAAAUGAUAGUCUUUGGGGGUUCGCUAGGAUCUCGGCAAAUGAGCAACGACGUUUGGGUGCUGGAUCUCGAGCAGUGGGCUUGGUCCAAGCCCAACAUCUCCGGGCCCAGCCCUCACCCACGAGGUGGCCAGUCCCAGAUCGUAAUAGACAACGAAACCAUUUUAAUCCUGGGUGGCUGUGGUGGUCCCAAUGCACUCUUUAAAGACGCCUGGUUACUGCACAUGCACGCCAACCCCUGGACGUGGCAGCCCCUCAAGGUGGAGAACGAAGACCACGGAGCCCCGGAGCUGUGGUGCCAUCCUGCCUGCAGGGUGGGACAGUGCGUCGUGGUUUUUAGCCAAGCUCCCAGCGGGAGAGCCCCGCUGAGUCCCAGCUUGAACUCUCGCCCCUCUCCCAUCAGCGCCACGCCGCCCGCCCUGGUCCCCGAAACGCGGGAAUACCGCUCUCAAUCUCCCGUCAGGAACACGGACGAAGCUCCCUGCGUCAACGGCCGCUGGGGCACUUUGCGACCCAGAGCGCAACGGCAAACCCCUUCGGGAUCCCGGGAAGGCAGCCUCUCCCCGGCGAGAGGGGACAGUUCCCCUGUACUCAACGGUGGGAGUUUAUCGCCCGGAGCCACGGCGGCCGGCGGUGCCUCCUUGGACAGCCCCGUGCAGCUCGUAUCGCCCAGCACUCCUUCCGCGGCUGAAGGAUACGACCUAAAAGUGGGGCUCGCCCUGGCACCGCGACGAGGAUCACUGCCGGAGCAGAAAGACCUGCGUUUGGGAUCCGUCGACUUGAGCUGGGAACAGAAACCGGCUUCCAUCAUCUGCCAGAUGGACGGUGUGGAGGGCAGGACAGUCAGUGCGAGCGUGAGGAACCCCCCCGAGCAAACCAACGGCAUCCACACGCCUCCCCACGUCCCCCCCUCCCUGCCGGGGGCUGUCUCUCCCGGCGCGCUGCGGAGGAGCUUGGAGGCCGUCAAAGCCCUCUCUUCCAAAGCCUCCUCGGCUUCUGCCGCCUUGAGCCCUCCGCUGGCUUCUUCCCCUUCUUCCCCGGGGUCUCCGAGUGCCGAGACGGGCUCGACAGCGCGUCCGGGCUCUACGCAAGGCGACGGCCAUUCCUUACCUCCCAUCGCCCGCCGCCUGGGCCACCACCCUCCCCAAUCCCUCAACGUGGGGAAGCCUUUAUACCAGAGCAUGAACUGCAAACCCAUGCAGAUGUACGUGCUGGACAUUAAAGACACCAAGGAAAAAGGACGAGUCAAAUGGAAAGUGUUCAACAGCAGUUCGGUGGUGGGACCGCCCGAAACCAGUUUACACACGGUGGUGCAAGGCAGAGGGGAGUUAAUCAUAUUCGGUGGCCUCAUGGACAAGAAACAAAACGUGAAAUACUAUCCCAAAACAAAUGCCUUGUACUUUGUGCGAGCGAAAAGAUAA